CGGCGGCGCGCCCGGGAGCGCGGGAUGCGCGCGGCCGAGCGGCUGCACCGAGAAGAAGAAGCGGCCGUGCGCGCCGCCGCCGCCGGGAUGGGCGCGGCCCGAGGGGAGCUGCCGGCCUGGGUCAGCUUCCCGGAUGUGGAGCGGGCGGAGUGGCUCAACAAGGUGCUGGCGCAGGCGUGGCCGUUCCUGGGGCAGUUCCUGGACAAGCUGCUCCAGCAGAGCGUGCUGGCGCAGGCGUGGCCGUUCCUGGGGCAGUUCCUGGACAAGCUGCUCCAGCAGAGCGUGUCCGUCUCCCUGUCGGACUCGAUGAUCAUGGACAGCCUCUCCUCCUACCUGGUGCUGCCCAACCGGCUCCUGGUGCCGCUGGUGCCCGACCUGCCCGAGGCCGCUCAGCUGCGCUGCCCCCUCCCCAGGGGCGUGGUGCGGGUGACGCUGGUGGCCGCGCGGGCGCUGCGCUCCAAGGAUCGCUUCCUGGGCGGGCUCGUCCAGGGCCGCUCGGACCCGUACGCGCUGCUCAGGGUGGGGACACAGGCGGCCACCAGCCGCGUCAUCGGGGACAGCCUGGACCCGGUUUGGGACGAGGUGUACGAGGUGAGCGGGACAGACAGACAGGGGGAUGGACAGACAGACAGACAGGGGGAUGGACAGAGCUCCCUGUCGGACUCGAUGAUCAUGGACAGCCUCUCCUCCUACCUGGUGCUGCCCAACCGGCUCCUGGUGCCGCUGGUGCCCGACCUGCCCGAGGCCGCUCAGCUGCGCUGCCCCCUCCCCAGGGGCGUGGUGCGGGUGACGCUGGUGGCCGCGCGGGCGCUGCGCUCCAAGGAUCGCUUCCUGGGCGGGCUCGUCCAGGGCCGCUCGGACCCGUACGCGCUGCUCAGGGUGGGGACACAGGCGGCCACCAGCCGCGUCAUCGGGGACAGCCUGGACCCGGUUUGGGACGAGGUGUACGAGGGCGUGGUGCGGGUGACGCUGGUGGCCGCGCGGGCGCUGCGCUCCAAGGAUCGCUUCCUGGGCGGGCUCGUCCAGGGCCGCUCGGACCCGUACGCGCUGCUCAGGGUGGGGACACAGGCGGCCACCAGCCGCGUCAUCGGGGACAGCCUGGACCCCACAUGGGACGAGGUGUACGAGUUCAUGGUGCACGAGGUGCCGGGCCAGGAGCUGGAGGUGGAGCUCUUCGACAAAGACCCCGACAAGGACGAUCUCCUGGGCAGGAUGAAGCUGGACCUGGGGGAGGUGCUCAAAGCUCGGGUGAUGGACGAGUGGUUCCCGCUGCAGGAGGGGGGGCAGGGCCGGCUCCACCUGCGCCUGGAGUGGCUCUCGCUGCUCUCCGACGCCUCCAAGCUGGACCAGGUUUUGGAAAAGAACCAAAAAAUCGUGGCCAAACCCGACCCCCCCUCCUCUGCCAUCCUCGUGGUGUACCUGGACAGGGCUGAGGGGCUGCCCGAGAGGAAACCAGGCAAGGAGCCCAACCCCGUGGUGCAGGUGUCGGUGCAGGACGUCACCAGGGAGAGCAAGGUGGUCUGCAACACCUCGGCCCCCGUCUGGGAGGACGCUUUCCGCUUCUUCCUGCACGACCCCCGCGACCAGGAGGUGGAUUUCCAGGUGAUCGUGGACGACGUCCCAGGGCAGGACGUGGAGUUCGAGCUCUUCGACAAGGACAUCGACAAGGACGACUUCCUGGGCAGCCCGGUGCGACCCCUCCCCACCUUGGUGCGACCCCCGCCCGCCCCGCAGGUGCUGCACACCAACCGCCUCCUGCAGCCCCAGCACGGCCCGGCGCUCUCCGCCGCUCUGCUCCGCGUCUUCCUGGACCGAGCCGCCGAGCUGCCGCUCCGCAAGGGCUCCAAGCCCCCCGCGGCCUUCGCCAGCCUGGCCGUGCGCGACGUCUCCUUCAAAACCAAGACCUGCGCCCCCUCCACGGAGCCCAUGUGGGAUGAAGGCUUCUCCUUCCUCAUCCAGCGGCCGCACGAGGAGACGCUGGAGCUGCAGGUGAAGGAGGAAGGCGGGCACAGCCUGGGCACGCUGAGCCUGCCCCUGGCACGGCUGCUGGAGCGGGAGGGGCUGGCCCUGGACGGCUGGCUGCCCCUGGCGGGGGGCGCGCAGCUCCUGCUGCGGGCGCAGCUCGGGGUGCUGGUGUCGCAGCGAGUGGAGGAGAGCGCGGCCGGCAGGGAGGAGGAGGAGGAGGAGGAGGAGGAGGGGGGGGAUGAAGAAAGCGGGGGGGGGGGCCCGGUGCGACCCCUCCCCACCUUGGUGCGACCCCCGCCCGCCCCGCAGGUGCUGCACACCAACCGCCUCCUGCAGCCCCAGCACGGCCCGGCGCUCUCCGCCGCUCUGCUCCGCGUCUUCCUGGACCGAGCCGCCGAGCUGCCGCUCCGCAAGGGCUCCAAGCCCCCCUCGGCCUUCGCCAGCCUGGCCGUGCGCGACGUCUCCUUCAAAACCAAGACCUGCGCCCCCUCCACGGAGCCCGUGUGGGACGAAGGCUUCUCCUUCCUCAUCCAGCGGCCGCACGAGGAAACGCUGGAGCUGCAGGUGAAGGGGGAAGGCGGGCACAGCCUGGGCACGCUGAGCCUGCCCCUGGCACGGCUGCUGGAGCGGGAGGGGCUGGCCCUGGACGGCUGGCUGCCCCUGGCGGGGGGCGCGCAGCUCCUGCUGCGGGCGCAGCUCGGGGUGCUGGUGUCGCAGCGAGUGGAGGAGAGCGCGGCCGGCAGGGAGGAGGAGGAGGAGGAGGAGGAGGAGGGGGGGGAUGAAGAA
This is a messenger RNA of Passer montanus (Eurasian tree sparrow), 2751 nucleotides long. Its product is annotated as extended synaptotagmin-1-like. The transcript has 26 exons. Lineage: Eukaryota; Metazoa; Chordata; Aves; Passeriformes; Passeridae. Gene Ontology annotation, biological process: lipid transport. The record is from RefSeq and is a predicted model, not a curated record. The annotation marks the transcript as partial.